Molecule: messenger RNA, 727 nt
Organism: Eutrema salsugineum
Lineage: Eukaryota; Viridiplantae; Streptophyta; Magnoliopsida; Brassicales; Brassicaceae
Product: glutathione S-transferase U21
Exons: 3
Coding region: 57-725 (222 amino acids)
Biological process (GO): glutathione metabolic process
Cellular component (GO): cytoplasm
Molecular function (GO): glutathione transferase activity
Source: RefSeq, a predicted model, not a curated record
ACAAAAACAGAGAAGAAGAAGAAAUUUAAUAUUUGUGAGCUUCAGGGAACGCAACAAUGGCGGAAGAGGUGAUCCUACUGAAUUUCUGGCCGAGCAUAUUCGGAAUGAGGACGAUGAUUGCUUUGGAGGAAAAAGGAGUCAAGUACGAGUAUAUAUCAGAAGAGGAUGUGAUCAAAAACAAAAGCUCCUUGCUUCUCCAGAUGAAUCCGGUUCACAAGAAGAUCCCGGUUCUUAUCCACAACGGUAAAGCGAUCUGUGAAUCUAUGAUACAGGUACAGUACAUCGACGAGGUCUGGUCCGAGAAGAGCCCAUUACUCCCUUCCGAUCCUUACCAGAGAGCUCAGGCCUUAUUCUGGGCCGAUUUCAUCGACAAGAAGUUGUGUGUUUGUGGGAGGGGGACUUGGAGAGCGAAAGGUGAGGAGCUAGAGGCAAACAAUAAGGAGUUUAUUGACAUACUCAAGAUUCUUGAAUCUGAGCUCGGAGAUAAACCUUACUUUGGCGGCCAUAAAUUCGGGUUUGUAGACAUCGUCCUGAUUGGAUUCUACAGCUGGUUUCCUGAAUACCAGAAGUUUGGUAACUUCAGCAUCGAACUAGAAUGUUCUAAACUGAUAGCUUGGGCUGAGAGGUGUUUGGAGAGGGAGAAGAGUGUAGCUAAGUCUCUGCCUGAUCCUGAAAAAGUUAUUGGAUAUGUUUUAUACCUUAAGAAGCUAUAUGGGAUCGAAUAAAA